UCCCCGCAGCCCAACCAGCACAACACGGUGCACCUCGGGGCGUUCCAACCCGUGGAAAAGGAGCUGGUGUUCGACAUCGACAUGACCGACUACGAUGACGUCCGGACGUGCUGCAGCUCGGCCGACAUCUGCUCCAAGUGUUGGACUCUGAUGACCAUCGCUGUCCGUGUGAUUGACCGCGCGCUCGUGGAGGACCUGGGCAUGAAGCACCGCCUGUGGGUGUACUCAGGACGGAGAGGUGUGCACUGCUGGGUCUGCGACGAUGCCGUACGCAAAUGGUCCCCAUCGCUGCGUGCGGCUGCUGUGGAGUACCUGAGCCUGGUGAAGGGUGGAGCUGAGACGGUGAAGAAGGUGAACCUCUCAGAGCCCGUGCACCCCUUCAUCAGACGGUCGGUGAACGUGGUGGAGAAGUACUUCGAGGCGUACGCACUGCAGGGCCAGGACAUCUUGGGCAGCCCCGAGCGCUGGGACAAAGUGCUAGCCUUGGUCCCAGAAGAGCACCGUGAGCUGCUGCAGAGUGAGUUCCCCAAGAAGCGGGACUCAGUGCAGCGCUGGGAGCUGCUGAAAGGUCGCUUGGAGCGGACGCGGCGGGCAGCGGGCAGCGGGAAGGGCACGGCAUGUUAUGCAGACUGGGAGAUCAUGCUGCAGUAUUGCUUCCCACGGCUUGACAUCAACGUCAGCAAAGGCAUCGGGCACCUCCUGAAGAGCCCCUUCAGCGUCCACCCCAAAACAGGCCGCAUCUCGGUGCCACUGGACCUGCAGAGGUUGGAUGUCUUCGACCCGUUCGCAGUGCCCACCAUCAGCUCGCUGUGCCAGGAGCUGGAUGCAGCUGGCGACGAUGCAGAGCAGGAGGACAGCGAGGAGACGGAGCCAAAGCGGCGGAUGCGGGACUACCGGCGGACGCAGCUGGCACCCUACGUGAAGGUCUUCGAGCAGUUCCUGGAGGAGAUGGAGCGCGCGCGGCGUGGAGAGCGGCUGUGGAGGAGCGGUGAGUGCUGGGGGACCCGCCGGGCACCGUCUGCCGCUCGCGGUGCCAACGCCGCAGCAGCCACAGCCCCAGCAGCGCCAGCAGCCACAGCCACAUCCUGA
Molecule: messenger RNA, 1089 nt
Organism: Meleagris gallopavo (turkey)
Lineage: Eukaryota; Metazoa; Chordata; Aves; Galliformes; Phasianidae
Source: RefSeq, a predicted model, not a curated record